Molecule: messenger RNA, 5053 nt
Organism: Ochotona princeps (American pika)
Lineage: Eukaryota; Metazoa; Chordata; Mammalia; Lagomorpha; Ochotonidae
Gene: PTPN23
Product: protein tyrosine phosphatase non-receptor type 23
Exons: 25
Coding region: 148-5004 (1618 amino acids)
Biological process (GO): endocytic recycling; protein transport to vacuole involved in ubiquitin-dependent protein catabolic process via the multivesicular body sorting pathway; early endosome to late endosome transport
Cellular component (GO): endosome
Molecular function (GO): protein binding; protein tyrosine phosphatase activity
Source: RefSeq, a predicted model, not a curated record
CGACGCCCUCCAGCUGCACCUCUUUACCGUUCCCCGCGCCUCGUGACGCGCGACUUCCGGCGUGGAGGGGCGGGGCCGUGCGCGCGGCUGAGGCAGCAGCUGAGGCGGCCCGGGAAGCGGCGGGGCUGCCGGCGGGCAGGAGUCGCCAUGGAGGCCGUGCCCCGCAUGCCCAUGAUCUGGCUGGACCUCAAAGAGGCCGGCGACUUCCAGUUCCAGCCGGCGGUGAAGAAGUUUGUUCUGAAGAAUUAUGGAGAGAAUCCAGAAGCCUACAAUGAGGAGCUGAAGAAGCUGGAGUUGCUCAGACAGAAUGCUGUCCGUGUCCCACGGGACUUUGAGGGUUGCAGUGUCCUCCGCAAGUACCUGGGUCAGCUCCACUACUUGCACAGUCGGGUUCCCAUGGGCUCAGGCCAGGAGGCCUCUGUCCCGGUCACCUGGACCGAGAUCUUCUCCGGCAAGUCUGUGGCCCAUGAGGACAUCAAGUAUGAGCAGGCCUGCAUUCUCUAUAACCUUGGGGCCUUGCACUCUAUGCUGGGGGCCAUGGAUAAGAGAGUGUCCGAGGAGGGCAUGAAGGUCUCCUGUACCCAUUUCCAGUGCGCAGCAGGCGCCUUUGCCUACCUGCGGGAGCACUUCCCUCAGGCCUACAGCGUCGACAUGAGCCGCCAGAUCCUCACACUCAACGUCAAUCUCAUGCUGGGCCAGGCGCAGGAAUGCCUGCUGGAGAAGUCCAUGCUGGACAACAGGAAGAGCUUCCUUGUGGCCCGCAUCAGUGCUCAGGUGGUAGAUUACUACAAGGAGGCAUGCCGGGCUCUAGAAAACCCUGAUACGGCCUCGCUGCUGGGCCGGAUCCAGAAGGACUGGAAGAAACUCGUGCAGAUGAAGAUCUACUACUUUGCAGCUGUGGCUCAUCUGCACAUGGGCAAGCAGGCCGAGGAGCAGCAGAAGUUUGGGGAGCGGGUCGCGUAUUUCCAGAGUGCCCUGGACAAGCUCAAUGAAGCCAUCAAGUUGGCCAAGGGCCAGCCUGACACUGUGCAAGAUGCACUUCGCUUCACCAUGGAUGUCAUCGGAGGAAAGUACAAUUCUGCAAAGAAGGACAACGACUUCAUCUACCAUGAGGCUGUUCCAGCUCUGGACACCCUUCAGCCUGUGAAAGGAGCCCCCUUAGUGAAGCCCUUGCCAGUGAACCCCACAGACCCAGCUGUUACUGGCCCUGACAUCUUUGCCAAACUAGUCCCCAUGGCUGCCCACGAGGCUUCCUCUCUGUACAGUGAGGAGAAGGCCAAGCUGCUGCGGGAGAUGAUGGCCAAGAUUGAGGACAAGAAUGAGGUCCUGGACCAGUUCAUGGAUUCAAUGCAGCUGGAUCCUGAGACAGUGGACAACCUUGAUGCCUACAGUCACAUCCCGCCCCAGCUCAUGGAAAAGUGUGCAGCUCUCAGUGUGCGGCCUGACACUGUAAAGAACCUCGUUCAGUCCAUGCAAGUGCUGUCGGGUGUGUUCACGGACGUGGAGGCCUCCCUGAAGGACAUCAAGGAUCUGCUGGAGGAGGAUGAGCUGCAAGAGCAGAAGUUCCAGGAGGCAGUGGGCCCGGCUGGGGCCAGCCUGGCUGUCUCUAAGGCCGAGCUGGUAGAAGUGAAGCGAGAAUGGACCAAGUACAUGGAAGUCCAUGAGAAGGCCUCCUUCACCAACAGUGAACUGCACCGUGCCAUGAAUCUGCAUGUUGGCAACCUGCGCCUUCUCAGUGGCCCACUCGACCUAGUCCGGGCAGCCUUGCCCUCUCCGGCCCUCACUGCAGAGGACAAGGCUGUGCUACAGAACCUGAAGCGCAUCCUGGCCAAGGUGCAGGAGAUGCGGGAGCAGCGCUUGUCCCUGGAGCAGCAGCUGCGCGAGCUCAUCCAGAAGGAUGACAUCACUGCCUCGCUGGUCACAACGGAGCACUCGGAGAUACAGAAAUUGUUUGAGGAGCAGCUUAAGAAGUAUGACCAGCUGCGGGUGUACCUGGAACAGAACCUGGCUGCCCAGGACAAUGUCCUCCGUGCACUGACGGAGGCCAAUGUGCAGUAUGCAGCAGUGCGGCGAGUGCUCAGUGAGCUGGACCAAAAGUGGAACUCCACACUUCAGACUCUGGUAGCCUCGUAUGAAGCCUAUGAAGACCUGAUGAAGAAGUCUCAGGAGGGCAAGGACUUCUAUGCAGACCUGGAGAGCAAGGUGGCUGCCCUGCUGGAACGGGCACGCACAACCUGCCAGGCCCGUGAGGCUGCCCGCCAGCAACUCCUGGACAGGGAGCUGAAGAAGAAGCCACCACCACGGCCCACGGCACCCAAACCACUGCUACCCCGCAGGGAGGAGGGUGAGGCAGUGGAGACAGGAGAUGCCCCAGAGGAACUGCGCAGUCUGCCCCCCGACAUGGUGGCCGGCGCACGGCCACCAGACACUUUUCUGGGAGCUGCUGCCCCAUUUCACUUUGCUCCCAGCCCUUUCCCCAAUGCCACAGGCCCAGGACCCCAUUACUUCCCAGGCCCCUUACCCCCUGGCACCUACUCAGGUCCCACCCAGCUGAUGCAGCCCAGGACUACAGGACCUCCUACAGUGCCUAUAGCACCAGGGCCUGCCCUUUACCCAGCCCCUGCCUAUACAGCAGAGCUGGGUGUGGUGCCCCAGUCCUCUCCCCAGCAUGGUGUGGUGAGCAGUCCCUACGUUGCAGGUCUGCCCUCGGCCCCACCACCCCAAUUCUCAGGCCCUGAGUUGGCCAUGGGAGUUCGGCCAGCCACUACUACUGUGGAUAGUGUCCAGGCACCUAUCCCCAGCCACACCACACCCCGGUCAAACCCUACUCCUGCCCCCCCUUCUCAGCCCUGUUUCCCAGUGCCACCACCCUACCCCUACCCUGUGGGGGCCCAGCAGGCCCUUACAGCACCCCCAGCCCACCCCUUUCCCCCCAGGAUCCCCACAGGGUUUCCUGCACCGCGGAUGGGACCCCAGCCCCAUCCUUCACGAUCAGCAUUUGGCCCUCAGCCUGCCCAGCAGCCCCUUCCACUCCAGCACCCGCCCCUCUUCCCAUCCCAGGUCCCAAGACUCCAGCCUCCACAGGCCCCUUACCCUUUUGUCCCCCAGCCUGGUGUCCUGGGGCAGCCACCACCCCCCUUGCAUCCCCAGCUCUACCCAGGUCCUGCCCAAGAGCCUGUGACCCCCCACUCACGGGCUCUGCCUUUUCCUAGCCCCGGGCCCCCUCAGACUCCCCAUCCCCCCCUGGCCUAUGGUCCCAGCCCUUCACCCAGGCAGCUAGGCCCCCAGGCCACCCCUCUCUCUAUCCGAGGCCCUUCUCCUGCUGGCCAGCCCAGCCCUGCUCCCCACCUGGUGCCUUCACCUGCCCCGUCACCAGGGCCUGGUCCAGGACCCUCUCGGCCCCCAGCAGCAGAACCGCCCCCCUGCCUGCGCCGAGGCACCGCUGCUGCAGACCUGCUCUCCUCUAGCCCAGAGAGCCAGCAUGGUGGUCCACAGCCUCCUGGGGGCGGGCAGCCUUUGCUGCAGCCCACCAAGGUGGAUGCUGCUGAGGGCCGUCGGCCUCAGGCCCUACGACUUAUCGAGCGGGACCCCUAUGAGCAUCCCGAGAAGCUGCGGCGCUUGCAGCAGGAGCUGGAGGCCUUUCGGAGUCAGCUGGGGGAUGCAGGCACUUUAGAUGCCACCUGGAGGGAGCUGCAGGAAGCACAGGAACAGGACGCCCGAGGCCGUUCCAUAGCCAUUGCCCGCUGCUAUUCACUCAAGAACCGGCACCAGGAUGUCAUGCCCUAUGAUAGCAACCGUGUGGUGCUGCGCUCCGGCAAGGACGACUACAUCAAUGCCAGCUGUGUGGAAGGGCUCUCGCCAUACUGUCCACCCUUAAUAGCCACUCAGGCCCCACUACCUGGUACAGCUGCUGACUUCUGGCUUAUGGUGCAUGAGCAGAAAGUGUCUGUCAUCGUCAUGCUGGUGUCGGAAGCCGAGAUGGAGAAGCAAAAGGUGGCACGCUACUUCCCCACAGAAAGGGGCCAGCCCAUGGUGCAUGGCGCCCUGAGCCUGGCACUGAGCAGCGUCCGCACCACUGAGACCCACGUGGAACGUGUCUUGAGCCUACAGUUCCGGGACCAAAGCCUCAAGCGUUCUCUAGUGCAUCUCCACUUCCCCACUUGGCCUGAGCUAGGCUUACCUGACAGCCCCAGCAACCUGCUGCGCUUCAUCCAGGAGGUGCACGCACAUUACCUGCAUCAGCGGCCCCUGCACACGCCCAUCAUUGUGCACUGCAGCUCUGGCGUGGGCCGCACAGGGGCCUUUGCACUGCUCUACGCAGCUGUGCAGGAGGUGGAGGCCGGGAGCAGCAUCCCUGAGCUGCCCCAGCUGGUGCGGCGCAUGAGGCAGCAGAGGAAGCACAUGCUGCAGGAGAAGCUGCACCUUCGGUUCUGCCACGAAGCCGUGGUGAGGCACGUGGAACAGGUCUUGCAGCGCCAUGGAGUGCCUCCUCCCUGUAAACCUGCAGCCAGCACAAGCCUCAACCACAAGAAUCCCUUUCCUCAGGAUUCCCAGGAUCUGGUCCUCGGUGGAGAUGUGCCCAUCAGCUCCAUCCAGGCCACCAUCGCCAAGCUCAGCAUCCGGCCUUCUGGGGAGUCCUCGGCCGCCAGCCUGCCAGGUCCUGUAGAGCCCCCAGGCCUGCCCCCAGCCAGUCUCCCAGAGCCCACCCCAGUCCCUUCCUCCUCACCACCCCCCCUCUCUUCACCCCUGCCUGAGACCCCCCAGCCUGAGGAAGAGCAGCCUGUGCCUGAAGCCCCCAGCUCGGGGCCCCCUUCCUCCUCUCUGGAGCUGCUGGCCUCUCUCACCCCAGAGGCCUUCUCCUUGGACAGCUCCCUGCGGGGAAAGCAGCGGAUGAGCAAGCAGAACUUUCUGCAGGCCCAUAACGGGCAGGGCCUGCGGGCUGCCCGGCCCACUGAUGAUCCCCUCAGCCUUCUGGAUCCCCUCUGGACACUCAACAAGACCUGACCAGGCUUUGCCUGGGUGGUAUACACUACAUCUCACAUACCCACCUGCC